Molecule: messenger RNA, 2718 nt
Organism: Haliaeetus leucocephalus (bald eagle)
Lineage: Eukaryota; Metazoa; Chordata; Aves; Accipitriformes; Accipitridae
Product: translocating chain-associated membrane protein 1-like
Exons: 11
Biological process (GO): SRP-dependent cotranslational protein targeting to membrane, translocation; protein insertion into ER membrane
Cellular component (GO): endoplasmic reticulum membrane
Source: RefSeq, a predicted model, not a curated record
GUGUUUACCGUGCGUGAGGUAGCGGUUGUUGGGGUGCAGGGAGAGGUACCGCUCCUCUCGGUGGGGCUGCCCGGGCCUGGGAGCUGUCAACCGCCAUGAGGUUCCGCAGGAAAAUCAGGAGCCCGGCGGUGCUAAGCCAUGAGUUCAUCAUUCAGAACCAUGCUGAUGCUGCAUCCUUCCUGGUGAUGGCCUUCUUGCUGGGGCUCAUAGUGGAGGCCCCAGCCAGGAGCAUCAUCAUCUUUAUUGCUCUGCAGUACAAUGUCACCUAUACCGUUGAUGACAACAGCGAGCAGUUUCAUUUUUAUGACUAUGGUCCAAAAGACUUUGCCACAAUCUUCUUCUACAUGCUUGUAGCUAUUAAUCUGCAUGCUGUAAUCCAGGAGUACGUAUUAGAUAAAAUUAAUAGACGCCUGCAUUUGUCAAAAACAAAGCACAGCAAAUUCAAUGAAUCAGGACAGCUAGCGUUUUUCUACUUGUUUUCAUUUAUAUGGGGAGCAGGUAUUUUGAAUGAAGAAGAAUUCAUGAUGAACCCAACCUCACUCUGGAAAGAUUAUCCCCAUUCUCGUAUGCUUUUUCAGGUAAAAUUCUUCUAUAUUUGCCAGAUAGCCUAUUGGCUUCAUGCACUGCUGGAGCUAUACUUCCAAAGGAUCCAAAAGGAAGAUAUUCCAAGGCAGCUAUGUUAUAUUUGCCUUUACAUUGCUCAUAUCUCUGGUGCCUAUAUAUUAAAUUUGCAGCGUUUGGGGCUAAUUCUGAUGGUACCUCACUAUUUAGUGGAACUCAUUUUUCAUGCCUCACGUCUUUUCUACUUCAGUGAUGAAAACAAUCAAAAAGGAUUUACCAUUUGGGCUCUACUUUUCGUAAUGGUGCGUCUUUUGACCCUAACUUUAUCUGUCCUCACAUUUGGAUUUGGUCUGGCAAGAGCAGAGAAUCCAGGUUUUUCCAUAGCAGAUGGAAACUUCAAUGUACUCCCUGUGAGGAUUGGCUGCCUGGGUGCUGUUUGUCUAACACAGGCCUGGAUGAUGUGGAAAUUUAUAAAUUUUCAGCUGAAGAAAUGGAGAGAGCAUGUUAAGAACCAGAUUCCAAAGAGAAAAAUAACUAACACGAAGAACAAACGAACGAAAAAGUAACCAAAUAGAGCUACCUUUGUCAAUGGAGCAGCAAAAUCAGAAUGCGGAGCAUCGCCAAGAAUAAGAAAAUCAAAACCAGUAUGAGAAUACAAGCUAGUAUCAGAAGACAACAUUUGACAGAAGACUGUGACUUAAAAAACUGACACUACAAAGCUAUUAUUUGGAUGUCUUAUUAUUUCAAUAGACACUAUCAGGUUAUAUUUUUAAAGUGUUUUUGUUAAUAACCCUACAUUUAUGACAAGAUCGUCUUUGAUCUACCUUAACCUGGUAGUCAUCUUAGCUUUAAUAAUGAAAACACAUUAAUUGGUUUGAACUUUUGGUUCUGUGAUCAGAAGUUAUUACAUUUCUGUAAUUUUUGCAUUACAGGUGCUUCAGAAGAAUAAGUUAUCUGUCUAUUCAUUUGUGUUUACAAAAUCAAAAUUCUGUACCAAAAAGAUCUUAUCAUGUCUGUGUUUCCUCCACUCUUCCCUCCCCAAGACUUUUUUCUUUAUUCAUCUUACAUGGAGUAAGAGGUAUAUCUGAAGUAGCCUGGUAAAAAAGCAAAAAUUGUUCUAUACCUGACUUCUCUUUAAAAAUUACAGAUUUAGAGAGAGGGCAAAUUCUGACAGGACAUCACUAGUCAUCUUUCAGUAUAAAGGUGAGACUAAUGUUUAGUAAAGAUGCAAAUUGUGUGCCUCAGGAAAAACGCUAGACUGCCUGUUGGGUUUUGCAGUGGAUUGUACUGUCUUGUAUGGGGCAGGGGGAAUAAAAAUAGCUGAUUAAUGUGUUAUAGUCUUAGCCCUUGUGAAAUAAAAGACAAAACUUCCAGAUAUUUCUAAAGAGCCAGUAUUUCAUGCUUGCAGUCAUGUGCCAGACUUUUUUUUUUUCCCUCAACUGUUUUUUUUUCCUUUGAUUUAUAACUGGAAGGUCUUAAACUUCUGACUACUCAGAAGGUGUUCAAGGGAGGUGCUCAAACGAUACUGCAAUGAAUGUUCCACCAAGCAUAACCCUUUGUCUUUCUUUCUUGACCUGUAGAUAAUAAUUUAUUUUAGUCUGACUCAAGGGUUUUAUGUCUAUGAAGGUAUUAAUUUGCUCCUUAUGUGAACACUUUAUCUGGAUAUGAUUUUAAUAUUAAUAUGAUUAUAUUAUAAAAAGAUUAAUGGUAUUUUUGUAAGUAACCCUCAUAGAUCUGAGGCUGGUAUCUCAAUGUUGGAUAAGUUUCAUUAACUCACUUUCUUAUUUACCAUAACUUUCUCUCUGCAAAUAGAUUGUAGGAAUAUUACAUUACUUCACUUAAGCCUGUGAAUUUCUACUGAAAAUGUUUACCAUGGAACUAGAAUACAUUUGCUAAUAUUUUUAAUAAAUUUUUAAAAUAAUGAAUGCCUUGUUCAAUAGAAGUAUCAUCUUCUGAGCAGUUUUGGUGAGAUUUGCUUAGCCUUCAAGUAUUUCUUGGCAUGCUGCUCACAAGAUAAGGUUUUCUUUGAUGUAUGCUGCAACUGUAAGCUUAUAGUCUCUGUAGAUUUCAAUUUGUGCACACCUAAUUUACCACGCUUUCAAAAGUGAAUCCAGACAGUGGUUUAGGUGCCACUAUCCACUUCUAGGCACAUAAAAC